AUGUAUGAUUUUGAGUCAUUUCAGUCCUGCGACACAGAUGACCAAAAACUGGAGAAUGAGUCAGUGAACCAAGCCGUCGUCGAGAAUCCAGUGACUUUUCAUUGUGGACGAUGCAACACCGUGUGGGCUGAUUCCCGAGGGAUCUGUGGAGAAGCAACAUCGGUCAACUCUCUCAUUUGUCUUGAGGUAACCCAAGAUGUGAUCAUCAAUAGUGAAUGUGAGUGGAGCCUGGAUGGUCUGUUCAGUGCAUGUGUGUACAACACUCUCCAAUGCGCCGGCUGUCUCUGUCUCGUGGGUGUAAUUCUCUACUCAACACCAGAGCACCUGUCUGCUCUGCGCAACCUCUUUCUCCUCCAGAAAGACCAGAUGUACUGUUAUAUUUUCAGCACUGGCCAAAUGGUGAAAGCAUCGACCCUCGACUUUAGUGUAGCACCAUUAGGAGAACGUUUAAGUGAGCUGAGACAACUGAUCCAGGAAACGGAAAGUCACCUUAGCAAUGUGUCAGCAGUGAUGGAUGACACCCGCACGAAUGAAGGCACCUCCUCUGUCCAGUAGUCAAGCUGAUCCUACCUGGGUCGUGUUCAUAAGGGCACGGUAUAGCAAAACGUUUUAAAAACAGAAAAUUUGCGGUUUAAGUAUUUUUUUUUCCGUUUCUGUGCCUUAUGAACUUGAAAGAGCCUGUUCUGUUUGACAAUCGUCCAUCAACUGCACUUUAUUCUCUAGUUCCAUCUUUUUAAAGGGCCUUUUUGUAGCCUGGGUACCAGUCUGUUUGUGCCAUCAUGCCACUCCUUUUGUUACGCCAAAAAAAAAAAAAAUAUUCUCAACUGUUUGACUAAAUAGAGGACAUUCCUGUGUGGUGUUCCACCGAAAAUGGAAAAUGUAGAGUGAAAAAUGGGAGUUCCCUCCUUGAGAUGUUGAAAAGUAGCUACCUCGUAUUCUACUGUUCAAUAUGUUUGCCUAGAUGAGACAUGGCACUGCGUGUUCAGGUAUUAAAACAUCUGUAAACUAAUAAAACAAUAUUUAAAUUUGUUUACUUCUAUGA
Molecule: messenger RNA, 1042 nt
Organism: Oncorhynchus masou masou (cherry salmon)
Lineage: Eukaryota; Metazoa; Chordata; Actinopteri; Salmoniformes; Salmonidae
Gene: oip5
Product: opa interacting protein 5
Exons: 5
Coding region: 1-555 (184 amino acids)
Biological process (GO): chromosome segregation; CENP-A containing chromatin assembly
Cellular component (GO): nucleus; chromatin; chromosome, centromeric region
Source: RefSeq, a predicted model, not a curated record